This is a messenger RNA of Plenodomus lingam JN3, 2409 nucleotides long. RefSeq lists its product as uncharacterized. NCBI's taxonomy places the organism in Eukaryota, Fungi, Ascomycota, Dothideomycetes, Pleosporales, Leptosphaeriaceae. The record is from RefSeq and is a predicted model, not a curated record. Gene Ontology annotation, cellular component: nucleus. Gene Ontology annotation, biological process: fatty acid catabolic process; triglyceride biosynthetic process. Gene Ontology annotation, molecular function: phosphatidate phosphatase activity.
AUGAACUACGUGCGAUCCAUCACCGGCUCCGUGUCCAAGGGCUGGAACUCGAUCAACCCAGCCACCCUCAGCGGCGCCAUCGAUGUCAUUGUCGUCGAGCGCGAAGACGGCAGCCUGGCCUGCUCACCUUUCCAUGUGCGCUUUGGCAAAUACCAGAUCUUGCGGCCCUCGGACAAAAAGGUGGAAUUCAGAGUGAAUGGCGACCUCCAAGACUACUCUAUGAAGCUGGGCGAGGGUGGCGAGGCCUUCUUCGUCUUCGAGACCUCGGCCUCCAUUCCUGCCGAAAUGCAGACGUCGCCCAUUGCCUCGCCCGUUGCCAGUCCCGAACAAAAGCCUGUGCAGUUGCCUGGCGAACGCGCCUUCGAUGACGAGCUGGAACCCCUUGAACUCGAUGGUAGCAGUGGCGCAUCACGGAGAGGGCGCAUGUCCAUGUCCACACCAUUGGAAGACAACCAAUACAGAGAAGCCGGGUUGGGACGGCCCAAGUCGGGAGACUGGUCAGGACUGCACAUACAAAGGGCGAACACAGACGAGGUGCUGCCUUCACAACGGGCAGAGUUUGCAAAGACCUUUGAAGAGCUCAGCGAAGGGGGGCCAGAGAAUGGACCGCUGCAAGUCAGCAAGGAGGAUGCGACGGCAUGGAACAGGACGACGCGCUCAGCAAGUCCUCCGCCAGUAUCGGCCACUGAGGCCCUGGCGCGCGCCAUCAAGCUGUCCAAGAAGCUAUUCACCUCCAACAUCCCCAAUAAAGUCACCGAGUCUGGAGAUCUGGAGCUAGACAUGACGGGUUACAAGAGCAGUGAGGAGGAAGCGCUACGUGCUGAGGUUGUCGCUAGGAAGAUUCUCUCUGACGAGCUUGCGGGCGAUUAUGACAUUGGUGCUCUCAUCGGAGCCGACGAGAACGGCAACUUAUGGAUCUACAGCAGCGAAGAGGCGAAAGCUGCUGCCAUGCAAAAGACGACCAUGAACAUCUUGAACGAGGCCGCUCUGCAGUCAUCAGACGCCGUAUCAGACCCCGGCUACCAAAGCGAUAGCAACCGCAGCGAUGACACGGCCGACUACUCCCACCUCCGCCGUGAUUCAGACAGCGCCCUAGGCGUGUCUGCUCCGCACUCCCCCGAAGCUCGCAAGGAGAAAUCCCGUACCUACGCCAAAACACUUCGCCUGACUAGCGACCAGCUCAAAGCCCUCAAUCUCAAGCCUGGGGCAAACACCAUGUCCUUUACCGUUAACCGCUCCACCUGCAAUGCCUACAUGUGGUACUGGCACCACUCGGUACCCAUUGUCAUAUCCGACAUUGAUGGCACUAUCACCAAAUCCGACGCUUUAGGACAUGUCCUCAACAUGAUUGGUCGAGACUGGACACACCAGGGUGUUGCCAAAUUAUACACCGACAUCGUCAACAACGGCUACAACAUCUUCUAUCUAACCUCGCGCUCAGUAGGCCAAGCAGACACGACCCGCGCCUACCUCAACGGCGUAGUCCAAGACAACUACCGUCUCCCCAAAGGCCCCGUCAUCAUGAGCCCAGACCGCACCAUUGCCGCUCUCCGCCGCGAGAUCUACCUGCGCAAACCCGAAGUCUUCAAAAUGGCCUGUCUGCGGGACAUUAUGCAACUCUUUGACAAGCCUCCACACCAAUCCCCUUUCUACGCCGGCUUUGGCAACCGCUUCACGGACGCGCUGUCCUACCGCUCCGUCAACAUUCCCAGCAUCCGCAUUUUCACCAUCAACAGCAACGCCGAGGUCAGCCUUGACGUGCUCUCCCUCAACAGCUACAAAACAGGCUACGCCUCCAUGCGCGAAAUCGUAGACCACUUCUUUCCGCCCGUUGGCCUCCUGGUCCCCGCCGGUGGCGAGGCCUAUACAGACUUCAACUACUGGCGCGAUCCCCCCCUCGACAUUGAAGACUUCACCGGCAGCGAAAGCGAAGGCGAGGACGAAGACGAAGACGACGAAGACGACGACGAGGCGCACACUCUGCACAGCGAAGACGAGGGCUCAGAAGUCGGCGAGGAUCUCGAGGCUAGCUAUCUCACCCAGGACUCCGUCGACGAAGACUACCUCGGCGACUCGGUCAUGGAGAGCGUAGAGGCCAAUUGUGCAGACCCGGAGGUCGACGCCGAGGAUGCUGGUGCAUGCUAUGACGAGCCGUUUGUGCGCGACGACGACGCGGAUGAGGCGGACGAUGGGGACGAUGAGCUGGAGCCGCGAGGUGGGAUGCCCAGUAUGUAUGGGCGCGGUGCUGAGCCAGAUGCAGAUGCAGAUGCAGAUGGCGACGGCGAUGACGACGGUGAGGAUGUCGCACCGAGCCAGCGCCUCGCAGACUUGGACCUAGUAGCCUCGCAAAACUCGCCCACACCGCGACCCAGUCCGAAGAAAAGCGCGGAUCCAAAUCCCCCGUCUUAA